AUGAGCGCGGCCUUCGGCCCUUCAUCCUUCGUCAUGAUGCAGCGUCCCGCCGCCUUCAGCAUAGACUCUCUGAUCGGCGCGCCGCCGGCGCCCAGCCCCGGCCCGCUGCUGUACGCGGGUUACCCCAUGUUCGUGCCCUACCGCUCCGUGGUGCUGCCCCCGCCUCCGCCGCCCCCGCCGCCUCCCCCGGUGGCCCCUCCGCCGCCUCUGCCCGCCACGGCGCACCCCCCACACCAGCUGCCCGCGCUGCCCGGCUCCUUCUGCUCGGGCCUGGCGCUCAUGGCCACUCUGCCGGGAGGAUUCCCCGCCGCGCCGCAGCACCACGACGCGGCCAGGAAGUUCGGGGGCGGCCAGCAGGCGCUGCACGCGGCCUUCGACAAGGCGCAGGAGGCGCGCGCCGACGGGGACGACGGGAAGGGCUUCGUGGGGAAGGAAGCCACGGCGCUGCUGCCGCUGGCCUUCCACGACGAGGCCGGACACUGCGCCACAGUACGGGGUCACACCAAGGACGACUCCAAGGAUGACGAGUGCCACCGCAAGGACGACGGCUUCUCCAUGGACAGUGACCUGGACUACAGCUCGGAUGAGAACGGCGGCGCAGGCUGCGCGCUGGGCCACAAGGACGACGGCGACGCGGGCGAUGGAGCGCGAGGAGGAGGCGCGGGCGGCGGCGGAGGAGGAGGAGUAGGAGGCGGCGGCGGAGGCUCGGCGGGCGCGGGCAAGAACCGGCGGCGGCGGACGGCGUUCACGAGCGAGCAGCUGCUGGAGCUGGAGAAGGAGUUCCACUGCAAGAAGUACCUGUCGCUGACCGAGCGCUCGCAGAUCGCGCACGCGCUCAAGCUCAGCGAGGUGCAGGUGAAGAUCUGGUUCCAGAACCGGCGCGCCAAGUGGAAGCGCGUGAAGGCGGGCAACGUGAACACGAAGGCGGGCGAGCCCUCGCGCAACCCCAAGAUCGUCGUGCCCAUACCGGUGCACGUGAGCCGCUUCGCCAUCCGGAGCCAGCACCAGCAGCUGGAGCAGGCCAGGCCUUGA
Colossoma macropomum (tambaqui) is the source of this 1032-nucleotide messenger RNA. RefSeq names its product gastrulation brain homeobox 2 (gene gbx2). The transcript has 2 exons. Lineage: Eukaryota; Metazoa; Chordata; Actinopteri; Characiformes; Serrasalmidae. Gene Ontology annotation, cellular component: nucleus. Gene Ontology annotation, molecular function: RNA polymerase II transcription regulatory region sequence-specific DNA binding; DNA-binding transcription factor activity, RNA polymerase II-specific. Bases 1 to 1032 code for a protein of 343 amino acids. The record is from RefSeq and is a predicted model, not a curated record. Gene Ontology annotation, biological process: regulation of transcription by RNA polymerase II; regulation of nervous system development.